This is a messenger RNA of Epinephelus lanceolatus (giant grouper), 3213 nucleotides long. RefSeq names its product UDP-GlcNAc:betaGal beta-1,3-N-acetylglucosaminyltransferase 5b (gene b3gnt5b). The record is from RefSeq and is a predicted model, not a curated record. Gene Ontology annotation, molecular function: N-acetyllactosaminide beta-1,3-N-acetylglucosaminyltransferase activity. Gene Ontology annotation, biological process: protein O-linked glycosylation. Gene Ontology annotation, cellular component: Golgi membrane. NCBI's taxonomy places the organism in Eukaryota, Metazoa, Chordata, Actinopteri, Perciformes, Serranidae.
ACCAAGGCAACCAGCACAUGAACAAGUAACUUAACAGUCUACACAUCCAGAGGGCAGAGGAAGGAUCCCACACUCACAGAUAUUCUCACGCAAGACUGUCUAACGAGGAAUUGGUGGCUGCUCCUGACAGGCUGUCAUCUCAAGGAAAAGUAAACUUCAACUACAGAGGAGGAUCUGUGCAGCAGGGGGAGAAGACUCAGCGGAGUGAGGGGAGACUGUUGGAUUCACACACACAUUAUCUAUUUCCUUUUUUUUGCCGGACGACGGCUUCAUGGGUGAAAGAUGAAUCUCCAGCCGUUGGGCGACUGUGUGAUUGACUCUGCUGCGAUGGAGGACAUUUCCCAGCACACCCAGUGACUCCCACCGCCACCUAUGCCUCCUGCUGAAUGUGGAAAGCCUAGGAUGGAAGACCCACCAAGUGCUGCUCCGAGGCACUGGCACAACACUCUCGACCUCCACAACCUCAACCGUCUCCCCUCCACAUCCAGCUGCUUCACCACCAUCGCCAACCAGCCAGGGACCACCGCCACCGGGUGACAAGAUUCCAGGAUGUUUGUGAAUUUCCGCCGGAUACGAAAAUGCCAGUGUGUGCAGCUGAUGACCACCUGCCUGGUGCUGUCCGUGGUGAUGGUUUGCUGGGAGCAGCUGGACAACAGCGUAGUCAACCACGUCAAGUCCUACUCCUACCGCUACCUGGUCAACCGCUUCACCUACAUCAACAAGAGCCUCACCAUCCCACGAGAGCAGGCCAGGAGUUUCAGCAACUUCCGCUACCUGCUGGACCACCCGGAUAAGUGCGCCGGCAAAGACGUCCUCCUCCUCCUCUUUGUCAAAACAUCCCCGGAGAACAUUGAAAGGCGAAACGCCAUCAGAUCCACCUGGGGGAACGAGACCUACAUCCAGAACGCCCUGGGAGUGACAGUCAAGGUGGUGUUCGCCUUAGGAGCACCACAGACCCAGAAGGAGGAGCUCUUAAGGAGCAGGAGGAGCGGGGCUGGUUUUCAGAAGCAUCUCAUCCAGGAGGACCGUCUCCAUGGUGACUUGAUCCAACAAGACUUUUUAGACUCCUUUCACAACCUGACCCUGAAACUGAUCCUGCAGUUCCACUGGAUGCACAGCCGCUGCGCACACGCCCGCUUCCUCAUGACCGCUGAUGACGACAUCUUCAUCCACAUGCCCAACCUGGUCGCCUACCUGCAGGACAUGAGCAGCAGGGGCGUCACAGACUUUUGGGUCGGUCGGGUGCACAGAGGGGCGCCGCCAAUCCGCAGCAAAGACAGCAAGUACUAUGUGUCCUUUGAGAUGUACCCGUGGCUGUCGUACCCUGACUACACAGCCGGGGCCGGGUACGUCGUCUCCAGGGACGUGGCGGACAAAAUCUACCAAGCCACGCUGACCCUGAAUGCCUCUCUUUACAUAGACGAUGUGUUUAUGGGCAUCUGCGGCAAUGCAGUUGGCGUGUCACCACAGGAGCACGUCUAUUUCUCAGGCGAGGGCAAAGCACCCUACCACCUGUGCAUCUAUGACCAGAUGAUGACCUCACAUGGUCACGUGGAGGAUAUUUAUGACCUGUGGAAGAAGGCGACCCACCCGCAGGUGAAGCAGAAGACCUCUGGACUCACAGGGAGGCUGUACUGCACAGCUGUGAAAGUGGCUCUCCUUUGUAGACCGUACUAUUUUAACACCUACCCAUGCAAAGCAGCCUUUUUUUAGUAUGACGAAAGGUGUGUGUGUGUGUGUGUGUCAGUGUGUGACAGAGAGCGAGGGAGUGUGUCGUAGGUCAUAAUGAAAGGAGGAUCAUCGCUGCGAAUAUUACCUCAGUCCUUUCAGUCGGACAUCCAUGUCAAAACACUGGAGUGUUUGUGUUCUGUGUUUUCAGAGGCAAAGAGACCAGACGAUUCAUGUUUGUCACUGUCAGUGUGACAUCACCAACACGUCAAUGAGAAUCAUUCAAUCACACUGGCUUUGCACUGACAGCAGAAUGUGUUCAGAUAAUGAUGUUUACAUGUUUCAUCUCAAACCUUCUGUGCUCACAAACAGAAUUUUAAAUUAUUAACUAAUUUAUUUCCAAUCUCAGCCAGCGGAUUACAAGACUACUUUCUGCUCUUCUUGGAUUUUAUUUCCACUGCUGUGAAACACAAAAGGGUUGCCAAAAUUUUGUCACACUCAAAAAUCAAGGUAACGUUUUCUUAACACACGGCCGCACCUCUUACUGGCACUUACUUUAAAAUGUAGAAGUUCCACAUCUGUGUGUUCCUGUGUGCUGUUUGAGCCGAUGUAAGAAAAAAAAAAUACACAGUAUAUACAGUGAUGUGUCAGAUCUAAAAAUGUCUCCGUGUCAUGAAGUGCAAAAUUCCUCACAGUGACGUAGAGUAGACGUGUAAAUGAAAAGACUUUACAGACAGUUCCUGUGCUGAAAAUCACAAUGAUGUACCGAUGAGCAAAGUGUGCGCUCUAAAUUGAAUAUUUUCUUGUCAUAAGAUUUUAUUUCUUUUUGUAAUUCAAUUUGUGAACAUGUUUUUUAAUGAAAUAAAAUCUCCAAAGUGAAAGUUUUUUUUUUUUUUUAAAUUUAUUGCCAGUAGUGGCAUCAAUAAUGUCAGUUUGCUGGCCAGGUUAAACCAUCAGCACCAACUUCAUUACUUUGAGUUAAAACUACAACAUAAACUAUAUUCUCAAAAUAUUUUUUAACCACAGGAUGACCACAAGACUUUAGGAAGUGACUGUGCCUGACACAUAACGCCCCCUGCAAUACUACAACUUCUUGUUUUCACACUUACUUUUGCUAAUCUAAUGUCUGUACUGCCAGCUGAUUAGCUUAUCUUAGCACACAGACCGGAAACAGGCUGACACAGCUACCCUGAGUCUGUCCUAAGGUGACUAAAUCUGCCCACCAGCACAUCUGUAGCUCUUUCAUUAACAUGUCAUGUCUCAUUUGUUAAAUCUGUACAAAAAAACAAAGCGUAGAAACAACACAUUAUGGAUUUUCAGACUUUUUAUAUACUUACUUCAAAGUGAAUAUUUCCAAAUAAUGUCAAACUAUGUUCCUUUAAUUUGGAUAUUUUUUCCAAUUUUGAAGUCAUUACUUCAAGGUCACACAGUUUAAUAUAUUCAGCAUCAUACUUGCCUUUGGCCAUGUCGUCAAGCUACUUCCGUGUCUCUGUUAAGUAGCUGUCUGUCUGUGUCGGCACUUCAAAAUAAAAGCUCUGUGCCAGG